CAUGAUGAACGGCGGCAACAGUCUGAAGCUCCCUGGGCUGAACUGGCAGAACGGGAACAACAUGGAAACCGCGGGCUUCUCCGAGGGCGACCUGCUGCUGCAGGCGUUGAACGGGUUUGUGAUUGUGGUCACGUCCGAGGGUUUGGUGUUUUAUACCUCUCCCACAAUCAAGGAAUACCUGGGCUUCCACCAGUCGGACGUGGUUCACCAGAGCGUCUUUGAUCUCAUCCACACUGACGACAGAGACAUGUUCAGGCAGCAGCUGCACUUCGCCCUGAACCCUCCGCCGAUCAGCGAGGCAGAGAACGGCUUGCAGAGUUUUGGUAACGCAGAGAGGUACAGUCCCGAGCACCUUCCUCCAGAGAACUCGUCCAUCCUGGAGCGGAGCUUUGUGUGUCGCUUCCGCUGCCUCCUGGACAACUCGUCCGGUUUUCUGGCGUUGAAGUUCCAGGGGCGUCUCAAGUUCCUCCACGGUCAGAGUGUUGUGAGGGACAACAGGAAGAGCGACCCCCCUCAGCUGGCUCUGUUCACCAUCGCCAUGCCUGUUCAGGCUCCGUCCAUCGUGGAGAUCAGAGCCAAGAUGCUUCUGUUUCAAACCAAACACAAGCUGGACUUCACACCGACGGGCAUCGACAGCAGGGGGAAGAUUAUUCUGGGUUACUCAGAGACUGAACUGUGUAUGAAAGGCUCCGGCUACCAAUUCAUCCACGCAGCUGACAUGAUGCACUGCGCUGACAACCACAUGCGCAUUAUCAAAACAGGAGAGAGCGGCCUCACAGUCUUCAGGCUCCUCAGUAAGUCGAACAGCUGGGUGUGGGUGAAGUCCAACGCCAAGCUGAUCUACAAAGGAGGACGACCGGAAUUCAUCAUCGCAUAUCAGAAAGCUAUACUCAACACCGAGGGUGAGGAGUAUCUGCGUCAGAGGAGCCUGCAGCUUCCCUUCACGCUCACCACAGGAGAGGCCGUCCUCUACAACACCGGCCCCACCGUGGACAUCGGGCUCUUCCAGUUCAACAAAAUGUUCAACAGCACGGACGUAAACAAGGACACGCCCCCCCGCUCUCUGCUGGACUGCUUCCUGAGACAGGAUGAAACGGCGUACACGCAGACGGUGGAUCCGCCCACACCUGUGGACCAGGUGUUCAAAGACAGCAGCGCUCUGGUCAGCAUCCCCAGUGACGCGUGGCAGGACAACAGGGCCGUGGCCGCCACAGGCGACCCCGCCGCCGUGAAAGUAGAGGCCAAGCAGUCUGUGAUGGCUGUGAUCGACAACUUGGCGAAACUGGCUCAAGAGGGCGACUUCAGCGCGGCGCUGCAGAAUCUGGAGGUGGACAACUCUGAGCUGAUCGAGUGGGAAAACGCGCUCAAGAGAUUGGGUCAGGAGGACGAUCAUCAGAACAACGUGAGCUCGGAGCUGGACAGCGUCCUCACGAAUGACAUAUUCGACUACAUCGACAGGGUUUUGUUCCAGGAGAAGGGAGGCCAAGUGCUGGACGCCAGACGUCCCAGCAGCCUCUGCAGUAAUCCACAGGAGCCCUUCGGUGACGCUGCUCUGUUCUCGGCCACUCAGCUCUGUGAGCCACCGUUGUUUGAUACUCAGAGUCCUGAUCGUACCUUCUCUCCAAAGAACGGACUCUACGCUCACCAGCAGGAUCUAGGACAGAGCUUAUCCGACAGAACCCAGAAGGUCUCGCACCAAGGUCCCUUCGUCGCUGCAGCCGACACCAACCUGCCGCCUCUUCAACAGCUGCAGCUCCAGGACAUUUUCAGCCCGUCGAUAGAGCUCCCGGAGCUCGUUGUCCCCGACGUCCCGGCCCCAUUCCAGGUGCCCGUCGGCCACAUGGGAGGGGAACAGAGGAUCCCUGCUCAGACGCAGUCCGGCCAGUUCCUGCCGAACUAUCUGCUGGCCCCUGGGAUGGGGAAUGGACACAUGCUGCAGAACUCUGUUCAUCAACCAAAGAACCUAGCACCGGGCGCGAUGGACAUUUUACCACCACUGAUUCCCUGCAAUGACUUAAGUUCCUCUGCCGCACAGAGCGUUCCCAUUCCCUUCGCUGCAGCUUGUCUUCAGGGAGGUCCCCCCUUUGACACGCACAAGGUUCAGCCGUGGCCACAGAGUCAGCAGCAGAAACUGCCUCAGUCUGGCGUCGCGCAGAACGGACCCGAGCUGACGCCGGCCUGUCACGGCCAAACUCCCGAAAGCCAAACGGUCCCGCACAGUGGUCUGUGGCCGAGGCGAGUUACCGGACUGAACCACGCUCUGCAGGGCGGGCUGGCGUGUGGACAGGCCGCUUCUCACAGCAGCUGCAUGUUUGAGCAGCACUUUUCCUCCAGUCCAGCAGUGGGCGACGUGCAGACGGGAGCGACGCUGCAGCCGAGUCCUCUUCAGGGUUCCUGCUGCUUCCAGUGGAGCCGCAGCGAACCGGGAGCGUCCACCGUCAACCAGGAGAACGUCAUGUCAGAGCACAUUCAGCACUACCAGGAAAACCACAGGCAGACACAGGAUGAACAACUCUCGGCUGAAGUCAAUGGGAUCUUUGUGGCUCCUCCUCACGACGUAGCCAUGUACUUGGCGUAGUGGGAGGACGACCCGGCGCCUGAAUCAGAGCUUUCCAUGUUUACCCUCCUGUUAUAUGUUUUAUAUCACUGUGUAUUAUAUCGACUGUGUCCGCGCUCAUGUUUGUCAGUUUCUAGUGAAGAUACACUUUAAAAAAAAAUAA
Molecule: messenger RNA, 2720 nt
Organism: Paralichthys olivaceus (Japanese flounder)
Lineage: Eukaryota; Metazoa; Chordata; Actinopteri; Pleuronectiformes; Paralichthyidae
Source: RefSeq, a predicted model, not a curated record